AUGUUGCGGCCCAGCUGCGCCCACCUUCGGCUCCGAGUGGCGCCUCGUGGGCUUUGCCUCGGCUGGCGACUGCGCUGUCCGCCAGGUCGAGCCUUCGGCUCCGAAGGCGACGAGGUGCGGGAGCUGGAUCCACAUGGCCCAAAGGGGCCAAAGGCCUUCAACGGUGAGCCAUCGACCUCCAGUAGCAAUGCCAUCACAUCCUUCACUGGCGGCUUGCCCAUGAGCCGGGACUUUGACUUGCGGCAGUCGUUCAGAAAGUUCCCGCUGCACAGGGAUGUGCAGCUUGGAUUGAUGAAGAUGGGUGUGUCGGUGCCAACACGUGUACAAGAUCUGACGAUACCGAUGCUUAUGGAAGGCGUGUCGACUUUCAUCCUGGCACAGACCGGCACGGGCAAAACUCUGGCCUAUGUGCUUCCGAUUGUGCACAAACUGCUCUCCACCAACACGGAAGGCUUCUUCCCAAAGAGCAGAAAACCAAGAGCCAUCAUCGUGCAGCCCACUCGCGAACUGGCCCUGCAGACCAUCAGAGUCGUCCGAAAUUUCCCUGUCAGGUCAGUGGUCUGUGCUCCGAGCUGCUCCUUUGUCAAGGAGACCCAAGCUCUUUUUGCCGGAGUUGAUGUGGUCGUGACUACACCGUUUCGCCUCAUCUUGCACCUCGGAAAAGCUGACAUGGUCUUGAAUGAGGUCCGACACGUGGUGUUUGACGAGGCAGACACGUUGUGCGACACUUUCUAUGAGAAGGACUCCAGCAAGCUUCUGCAGGGGUUGGAGGAGGAUUGUCCAACGAAGCCGCAGGUGAUAAUUGUCGGUGCCACUCGCACUGGAGCUGUGUCGGCGUUUUUGCGCAAGCAUAUGAACAACACGCAGGUCAUGCCAGUGGUUACAACCGAUGCUCACGUGCCGCCACCACACCUGGAGCAGGUAUUUGUUCCCACCCGCGGCAAGCGCUUGCUGUCAGUGUUGUGGGACGUUCUUGGAGAGGUUCCAACUGUCGGGAAGAAGACGCUGAUUUUCACCAAUCGCGCGCCGACGUGCAAGGUCGUACACAAAAGCCUUCUGGAGCACGGAAUGAAUGCUGUGUGUUUGCACGGCAACGUGCACCCGGACAAGCGCAAGCAGGCGUGGGAGGCCUUCGGCAAAGCAAAAGCGGACGUUAUGGUUUGCACGAACUUGGCCUCUAGGGGCUUGGAUUUCAGCCAUGUGCACCACGUUGUGAUGUACGACUUCCCCCUGAACAUGGCUGAUUACUUGCAUCGAGUUGGGCGCACAGCUCGUGGCGGCCGCGCUGGAAGAGUGACCACAAUCACUCCCAGACGAUACUGGCCUUUCGUCUCGAAAAUCCAGGAGGCCACAAAGCAAGGAAAGCCCAUUGAAGUCCGCAACAUGUCCAAAAAGGUCAAGAAGAUACUGGCAAUCGAGAACUACCAAAAGGUUCUGCAGGCACGCGACAUCAGAAAGAGCGUAAAACAAAGGCUAAAGAAGCGGCUCGGCCUACCACCUGCCAGAAACAUCGGCUCCAAGGAGACCAAAGCUGCCAUGAAAAGACUGGACCGUCGAAUGAAGGCAAUUAAGCACAUGCGUUUCUUGUGGAAGCGCGGUAUCUUGAAGCGAGGGCAGAAGAUUCCGCGGAUGCCUGAUAAGCAAGUCGAGGCAUCCGAGACACAAACCGUAUCAACACUUGUGCGAGCCCGUGACGGACUGCUCCAGGUUGUGCCAAGCCGACGGCGUGUGAACAGAAGGGCGGACCGACCGGAGAACGCUCCUGUGCAGCCAGCGCGGCUGAGUUCGCACGAAGCACCAGCGGCAUCGCAUCGGCGACGGCGUACUGUGAUGUAG
This is a messenger RNA of Symbiodinium natans, 1836 nucleotides long. NCBI's taxonomy places the organism in Eukaryota, Dinophyceae, Suessiales, Symbiodiniaceae. The record is from the annotation of a GenBank genome assembly.